This is a messenger RNA of Erigeron canadensis, 1610 nucleotides long. RefSeq names its product COBW domain-containing protein 1. The coding region runs from base 132 to 1484 and encodes 450 amino acids. The record is from RefSeq and is a predicted model, not a curated record. Gene Ontology annotation, cellular component: cytoplasm. The transcript has 10 exons. Lineage: Eukaryota; Viridiplantae; Streptophyta; Magnoliopsida; Asterales; Asteraceae.
AAACAAACAAACAAACAAACCGGAUAAGCUCCGGUUUUGCCCUAUCAAUCAAUCCAUCUCCCCCAAAACCCCUCCCCACUUUCAUAAACCCCCCAAAAUUCAUCUUCAAUCCAACUUUCAUCCCGGCGACCAUGACAUCAGCAUCAAUUAACCUAACUACUACUUUUAUCGGAUUCACUACUAAGCUUCAUAAAACCUCACUUUCCGGCAAUCAUUUCCGUCGUCUCUAUACAAACAUCACUUUCCGUCAUCUAAAUCUCACAACAAAUUCACCUUUCUCCCGUCCGCCCCUCACCGCCGUUAGUGACCGCUUCUCACGCAACUUCUCUGCUUCCGAAACCGCUACGCCACCUCAGCAGGACGAAGAUUCCGAUAUCCUGACGAAGAUUCCGCCGGACGAUCGUAUUCCGGCGACGAUCAUUACUGGUUUCUUAGGUUCCGGCAAGACUACAUUGUUGAACCAUAUACUGACAGCUGAUCACGGUAAACGGAUCGCAGUUAUCGAAAAUGAGUAUGGAGAGGUAGAUAUUGAUGGAUCCUUAGUUGCUGCAAAAGCUGCUGGAGUGGAGGACAUUAUCAUGCUUAACAAUGGUUGUUUGUGCUGUACAGUCAGGGGUGAUCUAGUUAGAAUGAUAGGAGAGUUGGUGAGUAAAAAGAAAGGGAAAUUUGACCAUAUUGUCAUAGAGACUACAGGGCUAGCAAAUCCAGCACCAAUUAUUCAGACAUUUUAUGCUGAAGAUCAGAUUUUUAAUGAUGUUAAGCUGGAUGGUGUAGUCACCUUGGUAGAUGCAAAGCAUGCGAAUAUUCAUUUGAAUGAUGUUAAGCCGAAAGGAGUUGUCAACGAGGCAGUAGAGCAAAUUGCUUAUGCUGACCGUAUAAUAGUCAACAAGACUGAUCUUGUUGGAAAUGGGGAAGUGGCUGCUUUGGUUCAGCGGAUAAAGGGCAUUAAUCGCAUGGCCGAAUUAAAGCGUACUGAGUUCGGAAAAGUGGAUUUGGAUUACGUUCUUGGGAUUGGAGGUUUUGAUUUAGAAAGAAUUGAUGCUGCUAUUGAGGAGGAAGCAAAGGUUGAUGAGCACCAUCAUGACCACGAGCAUGAACAUGAUCAUGACCAUGAUAAUUGUCAUGAUCAUGAUCAUCACCAUCAUGACCAUGACCAUAAACAUGAACAUCACGAUCACACUCAUGACCCUGGUGUCUCUUCGGUCAGCAUAGUUUGUGAAGGGACCUUAGAUCUUGAAAAGGCUAACUUCUGGCUUGGCACAUUAUUAAUGGAUAGAAGUGAGGAUAUAUAUCGCAUGAAGGGACUUCUAUCUAUCGAUGGGAUGGAUGAGAGAUUUGUCUUCCAGGGAGUACAUGACAUAUUUCAAGGAUCACCAGAUCGGCCGUGGAACCCGGAUGAGCAAAGGGUAAACAAGAUUGUGUUCAUAGGGAAGAAUUUAGAUGCCCAGGAGUUGGAGAAGGGCUUUAAGACAUGUUUAAUGUGAGCUAAUAACUAAAUGGUAUAUUAUGAUUUGAGAGGAAAUCUUUGAACUUGAUAUGGAUAGCCUUACCAUGUUGGUGAUUUUUGUUGUAUGAUAAACAAGAGUUAAUGAACAGUGCAUACUUCCUUA